UUCUCGCUCAAGUACGACGUGAUCGGGGACCAGGAGCAUCUGCGCCUGCUCUUGCGCACCAAGAGCCGGUCCUAUCACGACGUCAUCCCCAUUUCCUGCCUGACCGAGUUCCCAAACGUGAUCCAGAUGGCCAAGCUGGUCUGUGAAGAUGUGAACGUCGAUCGUUUCUACCCCGUCCUGUAUCCCAAGGCUUCCCGUCUAAUCGUCACCUUCGACGAGCACGUCAUCAGCAAUAACUUCAAAUUUGGGGUGAUUUACCAAAAACUUGGCCAGACAUCGGAAGAGGAGCUGUUCAGCACGACGGAGGAGAGCCCGGCUUUUCUGGAGUUCCUGGAGUUCUUGGGCGAGAAGGUGCAGCUGCAGGACUUCAAGGGGUUCCGGGGCGGCCUGGACGUGACCCAUGGCCAGACGGGGACCGAGUCCGUCUACUACAAUUUCCGCAACAAGGAAAUCAUGUUCCACGUCUCGACCAAGCUGCCCUACACCGAAGGGGAUGCGCAGCAGCUCCAGCGGAAGCGCCACAUCGGCAACGAUAUCGUGGCCAUCGUCUUCCAGGACGAGAACACCCCUUUCGUGCCGGAUAUGAUCGCCUCCAACUUCCUGCACGCCUACGUGGUGGUGCAGGCCGAGAACGCCUGUUCGGACAAGACCCUCUACAAGGUUUCGGUCACUGCCCGGGAUGAUGUCCCCUUCUUCGGGCCCCCGUUGCCCAACCCAGCCAUUUUCCAGAAGGGGCCGGACUUCCAGGCGUUCCUUUUGACCAAGCUGAUCAACGCCGAAUACGCCUGCUACAAAGCGGAGAAGUUUGCCAAACUGGAAGAGCGCACGCGGGUGGCCCUGCUGGAGACCCUCUACGAGGAGCUGCACCUCAACAGCCAGUCUAUGAUGGGUGUGGGGGCCGAGGACGACAAGAUGGAGAACGGCGGGGGAGGCAGCAGCAGCUUCUUCGAAUCGUUCAAGUCCCUAAUCGUGCCAGGAAAGAGCCCGACGCGGAAGAAAUCGGGGCCAUUCGGAUCCCGCCGAAGCAGCGCCAUCGGCAUCGAGAAUAUCCAGGAAGUGCAAGAGAAAAGGGAGAGCCCGACGGGAUCUGCGAAGACGCCGGACGGCAGCCACGCCAGCCAGGAGCCAAAAUCCGAGACCUCCUCCAAUCAGAGUUCGCCAGAGAUGCCCACCACCAAAAACAGGGCGGAUCCGGUGAUGCCAAAGCCAGAAGCCGGGCACGAGUCGUCCCGCUCCUCCUCCAGUGCCAGCAGCUUUGGCAGCAUGGUGGAGGAUGCCGAAGGCUGCCGGGAUGACACAAGCGGGGAGAGCCACUUCCCAUCGGCGCAUUCCCACAAACGCGAUUCCUUCAUGUACAGCACGUGGCUGGAUGACAGCGCCAGCACCCCCAGUGAGGGCAGCUCUCCAGGCCCUUCACGCUCCCCCCAGCCGGAUCCCAGGAAGCCCAUGGACCCCCCUUGCCCAGAGAUCCAGAUCCAGCUCGAACACUCAGACCAGCAGCCCCCACACUUGAGCUGUUAACCUCCCUCCCGUCUCGUGGAUGUGCCUCUUGAGCAGCUCACGGCAAAGAAGCACAAGCUGAGGCAACGGAGGAGAAGCCCCAUCUUCGUCUCGGCACAAGACGACGCUCUGACCAGCAAAUCCUGCUUCUCCGACCCUCCAUUUUAAGCAGCUGCUUCUUUUCCUCUCCGGCCGCAUCGGGCGGCUUCUAUCCAUCGCGGUGCGCCGGUAACGGCAUUGCCCUGAGCCUCGAUUUCUCCCCCCUUCCAUGAGCUGUGCUCAAAGAUGCCCCCUCCCCAAUUUCCAAUCCUAACCCAAACCCCUCCACCCUGUGGAGCCAAACAGUGGACAAUCACAGAGAGAUGCGGAGAAGGCCUGUGUGUUUUCCCACCAUCUUGUUCUCUCUGGGGAGGCCGUCUGGACUGUCUACCGGGGAGAGGGGGGCAGGGAGCCUUCGGCUUCUUCCUGGCUUUCCUAUCGCAGAGGCCGGCAGCCACGCCGUUUCCAAAUGCCACCUUGGGAAAGGACAUCCGGGCAAGGAGCUGGGAAAAGGGAGUUUUCUGGACCGGUGGACCUCUGGAUGGUGUUUCAGCACGCGGAGGAGACCCAUGGAUGGAGAUGUUUAUGAGGCACCAUCUGGAUUACGCCUGGAUCAGCUCCCUCUGUCUCCGUUUUGCUGACUGGCCUUGCCACCAGUCUCCCUUCUACGUCUCUCCCCUGCCCGGCUGGCACACUCCUUCCCUCGUUUUUUGUCACGUUCCCUGCCCGGUUUGCCCCCCAUGAUUCCCUCUUAUCCUAGGGAAUUUUGGCUGAGCGCUUCCUGCCCAGACAUUCCCAGUCUCUCCCUUCCUCAAUGUUCAUCCCAAAGAAAUCUUGACAAUCUCGCCACAGGUCAGCUAGGGUGUGGAGGAGGGGGCGUGGCUGAAUCUGGUGACUUUCAGGCUGGUCCGAGGCAGCUGGGCCACCAGCCCCCCUUCCUCCCACGGCCUGGCCAAAGGAGCCAGGAGACACCCCCCAAUUUGACGCUCUGGUUGGUCUCUAAGCUGUAGGGACCUCCCCUCUAUGCCGUGGUUGGGCUGCCCCCAUGUUGUGCAGGAUUUAGGGGUGGGGGCACAACACCCUUGUGGGCGAUGCCCCCUACUGGCUCCACAGGGGUCUGGAUCAGGGAAAAGCCCCCCUACCCCCCAAUUCCCAGGCAUCCACAUUUAACUUUAAACAUCCUUCUGAUGAUGUGAAAAGAUUAAUUCCAUGAUGCCUGGGUCUCUCUCUUAUGCUCCUUUCCCUCUUCCCUUUUUGGGUUGUUUUGGUUGCUUAACUUUAUUUUUAUUUUUAUUUUUUUUUUAAAAAAAGAAAGAUGCACAAAAUCCAUGAACUUACAAAGUUUAAAAACAUUGCGUUUAAUUUAAACUCCCAAGACUGUAUUUCGUGUUUUCCAGUGACCUGUGUAUAAUAUAUAUAUAAAUAUAUAUAUCUAUUUAUCGCUAUUGUAAGAAGAAUCUAUUUGUAAAAUGCUUUUUAAGAUAGACAGGCUGGAAAAUAAAACGAGAAAGCUCCA
Pantherophis guttatus is the source of this 3055-nucleotide messenger RNA. Lineage: Eukaryota; Metazoa; Chordata; Lepidosauria; Squamata; Colubridae. The record is from RefSeq and is a predicted model, not a curated record.